Molecule: messenger RNA, 2400 nt
Organism: Gossypium raimondii (Peruvian cotton)
Lineage: Eukaryota; Viridiplantae; Streptophyta; Magnoliopsida; Malvales; Malvaceae
Product: E3 ubiquitin-protein ligase RHF2A
Exons: 9
Coding region: 889-2004 (371 amino acids)
Molecular function (GO): ubiquitin-protein transferase activity
Source: RefSeq, a predicted model, not a curated record
ACCUGUUCAUGGAAUAUUGGUUUUAUUAUUUUGCUCAUAUUUGUUGGAAUUUAUAUCCGUUAUAGUGAGUUUUACGUUUAACCAAAUUGUAUAUAUUUCACAUGUAUGUCUUUUCAUUCAAGACAAUUAUUCAGGGCCCGAUUUUGAAUGGUUGGAGUGGAAUACUUGUGUAAGAUUAUCCUAUGGUUGAAGUUUCUGAAACAUAUUUUUAAAACUUAUUGCUUCAUUCGGAUUAAAUUUGUGAAAAGACCAAACAUAAAUGUUUGCUAAUUUUCACAAAAUUGGAUAUCGUUUCUGUUAUUUGUUGAUCUUGUCUGGUAAGGACAAAGAAGGUUGAAUUAAUCGGCAAGGAAAAGAACUGUUCACUAAUUUUUGGGAAAAAUAGUGUUUGGAUGUCGACAUAGUUUGUAUUGUGGUUUAGUUGAGUUGAGAUUUAUGAUUUAGAUGAUAGGUAUUGUUAGCGCAUUGUGCUGAUCACAUGAAGGUAUUAUCCUCUUUGGAUGUCACUACAUUGAAGAGCAACAAUCCUCAAGCUUUUGACUCCGGCUCUAGAGAGAGCCUGGGGGCACCUCUUGAAGCCGUUGAGAGAGGAAUCCAUGGCCAUCGAAGUGCGAAAGUGCAUGUUGCUUUGAUCUCAAGACCUCUAGGAAUAUAGAGGUACUUUGGGCAACCAUGUUACCACUUGGACUCCAAGUUAGAACUACCAUGUACUCUGCUGUUCAAUGACCAUGGAUUUUGCUCUUCAGUGGCUUAAGAGGUGCCCCUAGCCGAAGUCAAAAACCCUGUGGGUGCAUCACUCUUCAGCAGUCACUAUGUAGCACGACACUCAAAGAGGAUAAUACCUUUGUGUUAUGAGCAUGGUGCUUAUUGCUCUAACAGGUUCUGAGAAUGGAGACGCAGAAGCUAGACAGUCAUAUGCAAUCAGCUGCAGCUUUUGUGCAAGGGGGAAUCCUGGAUGCCAAUGACGAUUCUUGUAGCAUAUGCCUUGAGGAGUUUUCUGCUAGUGAUCCUUCUACGGUGACCAAUUGUAAGCAUGAGUUUCACCUCCAAUGUAUUCUUGAAUGGUGCCAGAGAAGCUCACAAUGUCCAAUGUGCUGGCAAGCCAUUAGCUUGAAGGACCCUGCAAGUCAAGAAUUGCUUCAAGCAGUAGAAACGGAAAGGAGCAUUAGGGUUACUGCACCAAGAAAUACUGCCAUAUUUCACCAUCCCGCCCUUGGUGGUUUUGAAUUGCAACAUUUGCCGGUUGGUGUAAAUGACCCUGAACUUGAAGAGCGUAUAAUUCAGCACUUGGCUGCUGCUGCUGCAAUGGGAAGGACCCACCACGCUGGUAGGAGGGAGGGCCAGAGAAGAUCUGCUCAUAGUCACCAGCACUUCUUGGUGUUUUCUCAUCCUAGCACACAGCACCCUGGUUCUGGAUCAUCAGCUCAGACACAGACAGCAGGAGAAUCUGAAGCACCUGCAAUCACCGUAGCCAGGCCAUCCGGUCCACUAUCAUCUAGAGAUGAGGCUUCUCCUUUUCCAUCUAGUCAGAAUACAUCAGCUUCUGGAUCUACCGUCAGUCCUGUGAAUAGACGAGGAUUUUCCUUUAAUAAUCGAAGCACUUCUAGUAAUUCCUCAUUGCCAAAUCAAGAGGGAGCAGGACCAUCAGAGUUUCAGUCAUUUUCGGAGUCUAUAAAAUCCAGACUUAAUGCAGUGUCCUGGAGAUAUAGGGAGUCAAUUUCAAAGAGUACAAGAGGCUGGAAGGAGAGGUUGUUCUCACGUAGUUCUUCUAUGUCUGAUAUCGGGAAUGAAGUUCGUCGAGAAGUGAGUGCAGGAAUAGCUAGUGUAUCUCGUAUGAUGGAGCGUCUUGAAAUCAAUGGAAAUAGCAGAGAAAACCAAGCUGCUUCUCUGUCACAACAUUUGUCUGAAUCUUCUGUUACAGAGCAAGACAAUCAGCGUAAUACAGGGCCACGUGGCAUUAUCCCUUCACGACCUCCGCAUGCCACUAGUUCUCUUUCUAGAUAAGAAAAAUUAUUUCUGCAAAUUGAAUCUAUCCUCAGCUUUUCAUCUCUGUAGGUUCUUGUUUCUCCAGAGAUGACAAUCUGAGGAAAAGAUGGUCUGCAUUUUUUUAUUCUCAUGGACAAAGAUUCCUGGAGGUUAUUAAAUGGAAGAGGGCAUUUCCAUCUCGAUAUAUAUAGAGAGAGAAAGCGAGACUUUAUAUGAUUUUAUGAUGUAUCUGUAUAUGUAAAGCCUGCUUUAGUGCAAUAUAUGUAUUUAUGUCUGGUGACUGAUGGCUAAUUUGAGUGCGUGAAAGUUGGAGGGAAACAAUGAUACUUGAUGGAUUAUGAAACAACAUCCUUCAAAUAAUUUGCUAAAAGGUCUCUCUCUUUACAUUGCAAUCCAUAGCUAUGUUUAGCCCCA